Fusarium sp. VM40 is the source of this 1467-nucleotide messenger RNA. Lineage: Eukaryota; Fungi; Ascomycota; Sordariomycetes; Hypocreales; Nectriaceae. The record is from the annotation of a GenBank genome assembly.
AUGGCAGACGCCAAGACUGAUGUUUCUCCCUCCAACAGGGCUCCAUCGCCUCAGCCAUCAGUACGGGCAGUCGAUAUAACGACUACAAGGGACAUUCCCAGGUGGAAAUACAUAUGGCAGCACAGCUUAACACAGAUGAUACUCCUGAGCAUUCAGGCCUUCUGUGGUCCUGCCAUGUCAGACGCAAUUGCGGGUCUGGGUGGCGGGGGUCUUGCAACUCCUCAGGUUUCCAACAUCUCGACAGCGCUCAGAUAUGCUGCUCUCGCUUUCACCUGCUUCAUGGGAGGUCCUAUCGUGAACAAGAUUGGAGUCAAAUGGGCGCUUGUCAUUGGAUCCAUGUCGUUUCCCAUCCAGGGUUCGGCCUAUUAUUGUAACAGCAAGUAUGGUAAUCAGUGGUAUCUGAUUCUCAGUGGCGCAAUCGGCGGUAUCGGUACUGGCUGUUGGUACGUCGCAGAAGCUGGUGCCAUCAUGACUCUUGCACCUUCUGGUGCACGUGGCAAAUACUUGGCUCUUUGGAUCGUGUCGAGAAAUCUCGGACAGCUGGUUGGUGGCGCAAUCAAUCUAUCCAAGAACAAUGAAAAAGGUGUGAGCGGUGGUGUCACGCCCGACACAUAUAUCGCCUUCUUGAUUAUUGAGUGCCUUGCUUUACCUUUCGCUUUCAUGAUCACACCUUUUGAACGCGUCAUCAGAUCAGACGGAACAAAGAUUGUUGUCGCUGAGACCCUUGGCACUAAACAGGAGAUCAAACGCAUUGCAAAGACCAUGACCUCGCGACUCAUCGUACUGUCGGCCAUCUGGGCACUUUGGUCAUUCUUUUACAGUGGUUCUUGGUCGACCUAUCUCGGUAUCCACUUCACGAUCCGCACUCGCGCUCUUUCAUCUUUGAUUUCCCCAUUCUUCUGCAUUAUUGGCUGUUUCGGUUUGGGUUUCAUUCUCGACGCAGAGAAGAUUACCCAACGGCGCAGGGCUCAGAUCGGUCUUUACACCGUUGCCGUACUCAAUGUAGGGGUGUAUAUCUGGUCCAUCAUUAUGCAAGCCCGGUUUAAUCGUAAUGACCCGGGCGCUAUCGACUGGGAUGAUGGCCUGUUUGCUACCUCGUUCUUGCCAUACUUUUUCGUACAGACUACUGGACCACUGUCCCAGUCUUACAUGUACUGGCUUUUAUCGUCAUUUGCAACCGAUGCUCAAGAAAAUGUCCGGAACGGAGCUGCUUUCCGAUGUAUCGAAGCAGUUGGUCAAGCCAUUGCUUACGGAAUGAACUCUCAAACAAAGAGCGAUCCACUCGUUGGCUUUUGCGUGACAUUCGCUUUGCUCGGGGCUUCUCUUCUUCCUAUGAUCAUGCUCGUCAACACUACACCGGAUAAGAUCCCUGCCGACGAGAUUGCCGAACAACAGGCGAUGGGGAAGCACUUCAAAGAUACCGAGGGCCAGGCUAUUAGCGUUCAUGGAAACGGAGAGAAGAAGUAG